UUGUCGCCCCCAACUUCUUGUUAAUUCUUAUGCUAACUCAGCGGCGAGUUAGUCCCUUCAUUCUGCAUACAUAGUUUUUAAAACCAAAGAUAUUGAGGCUUGUAUAUCGGUAAUUAGCAGUAUUAGUAGUCGCGAGCAUGGGAAGAUCUCCGCUGGUCACAGCAGCAAAGUUGUUGCUGUGGCUAUGUAGUGCAGGGGUUGUUUUCGGUGAAGACCCUUAUAUUUUUAUGGAUUGGGAUGUCAAGUAUGGCACCAUGGCUUUAUUGGGUGUUCCGCAACAAGUUAUUCUAAUCAAUGGUCAGUUCCCUGGUCCUAAAAUUAACUGCACUUCCAAUAAUAACCUUGUUAUCAACGUCUUCAACCAUAUAGAUGAGCCUCUUCUUUUUACAUUUGCUGGCGUUCAGCACAGAAAGAACUCGUGGCAGGAUGGUAUGCCGGGUACGAUGUGCCCCAUUUUGCCGGGCACAAACUUCACCUACAAAAUGCAGGUGAAGGAUCAAAUAGGAAGCUACGUCUACUUCCCCACCACCGGCAUGCUCAGGGCUUCAGGGGGAAUCGGUCCCCUGAGUAUUCAGAGCCGUGAGCUUAUACCGGUUCCUUUUGAUAAACCUGCCCAAGAGUUCGAUGUAAUUGCUGGGGAUUGGUAUAAUAGGGGACACAAGGCCCUUAAGACAAUCUUGGAUGCAGGACGGUCUGUGGGGAAGCCUGAUGGAAUCCAGAUCAACGGAAAAUCUGCUAGACCUGGUGAGCCUGCGGAGCCUAUGUUCACAAUGGAAACAGGGAAAACAUACAGAUACAGAAUGUGCAACGUGGGGAUGAGAACCUCUCUUAAUUUCCGGUUCCAGGAACAUUCCAUGAAGCUUGUCGAAAUUGAGGGCUCUCACACUGUGCAAAACAUGUACGAUAGCCUCGACAUCCAUGUCGGGCAAUGUAUGUCCGUCCUGAUAACCGCUGACAAGACGCCGAAAGAUUAUUACCUAAUCGUUUCCUCCCGUUUCAUAAAGCAAACCAUGACCACCGUUGCCAUCGUCCGUUACGCCAAUGGCAACGGACCGCCCUCCCCAGAGAUGCCACCAGGGCCAGAAGAGACGAAAGUCGGAAUCAGCCUGUCUAUGAACCAAUUCCGCUCUUUCAGAUGGAACCUCACAGCCAGCGCGGCCCGUCCUAAUCCGCAAGGCUCAUACCAUUACGGAGGAAUCAACAUUACCCGCACCAUCAAGCUUGUCAACAGCAGGGGAAAUGUCAAUGGGAAGCUCCGCUUCGGCCUCAACGGUGUCUCCCACAUCGACAAGGAAACUCCAGUGAAACUUGCAGAGUACUUUGGCAAAGCAGACUCUGUUUUCAAAUACGAUACAAUCAAAGAUGAACCUCCACAAGACAACAAGCCCUUGAUCAUAGAAACAAACGUUGUCAACGCCACAUACCGUAACUUCAUUGAAAUCAUAUUCGAGAAUCACGAGAAAACAAUCCAAGGAUACCACUUAGACGGGUUCUCAUUCUUCGCGGUUGGAAUGGAAAGGGGGGAAUGGUCACCCGAUAAGCGGAGGUUCUACAAUUUAAUAGAUGCCGUGAGCCGGCACACGAUCCACGUGUUCCCGAACUCAUGGUCAGCAGUGAUGACAACUCUCGACAAUGCCGGAAUGUGGAACUUACGGUCCGACAUGUGGGAGAGAUUCUACUUAGGACAGCAACUAUACUUCAGUGUUCUGUCACCAGAGCGGUCACUCAAGGAUGAGUAUAACAUUCCGGACAAUGCCAUCAAGUGUGGCAUUGUCAAGGACUUGCCUUCGCCAGCUCCUUACGUUAUUUAAACUACUCGGAUUAGAUUUUCUUCAGGUAAUUAACUACAAGUACGUGUACAGCCUGACUCAGAUUAGAUUUAUAAGAAGGUGUUUGUGAAAUAGCGCUGAGGAACUUGUGAUAUAGAGAUCUUUUGUUUUUUUUUUAGUUUGUUAGGGGCAUGUCUUACUUUAGAAGAUUUGUUUGUAAAAGUAUUUAUAAACGAAGUAAUUUAGUCCUUUUUCUUCA
Messenger RNA from Daucus carota subsp. sativus, 2028 nucleotides. RefSeq names its product L-ascorbate oxidase homolog. The transcript has a single exon. Lineage: Eukaryota; Viridiplantae; Streptophyta; Magnoliopsida; Apiales; Apiaceae. The record is from RefSeq and is a predicted model, not a curated record. Gene Ontology annotation, molecular function: oxidoreductase activity; copper ion binding. The coding region runs from base 138 to 1811 and encodes 557 amino acids.